AUGAGGAUCUAUAAGGAUAUUAUUACCGGUGACGAGAUGUUCUCGGACACAUACAAAAUCAAGCUGGUUGAUGAAGUGAUUUACGAAGUCACCGGUAAACUUGAGUCAAGAACAGAGGGUGAUAUCAAACUGGAUGGUUUCAAUCCUUCAGCUGAAGAAGCCGACGAGGGCACAGACUCAGCGGUCGUUAGCGGUGUAGACAUCGUCUUGAACCACAGGCUUGUGGAAACUUAUGCCUUUGGUGACAAAAAGUCUUACACCCUGUACCUUAAAGACUACAUGAAAAAAUUAGUGGCAAAAUUAGAAGAAAAAUCCCCCGACCAAGUAGAUGUUUUUAAGACUAACAUGAACAAAGUUAUGAAAGACAUUCUCAGUAGGUUUAAGGAUCUACAGUUUUUCACGGGGGAGUCUAUGGAUUGUGACGGCAUGGUCGCCAUGUUGGAGUACCGUGACAUUGAUGGUGUCUCCACACCCAUCAUGAUGUUCUUCAAGCACGGGCUCGAGGAGGAGAAGUUCUAA
Molecule: messenger RNA, 519 nt
Organism: Danaus chrysippus (African queen)
Lineage: Eukaryota; Metazoa; Arthropoda; Insecta; Lepidoptera; Nymphalidae
Source: the annotation of a GenBank genome assembly